Molecule: messenger RNA, 1177 nt
Organism: Bombyx mandarina (wild silkworm)
Lineage: Eukaryota; Metazoa; Arthropoda; Insecta; Lepidoptera; Bombycidae
Gene: Golgin84
Product: golgin A5
Biological process (GO): Golgi organization; retrograde transport, vesicle recycling within Golgi
Cellular component (GO): Golgi cisterna; Golgi membrane
Source: RefSeq, a predicted model, not a curated record
CGUGUCUAAAUAAUGCUCUAAAUUGUUUUCUGAUAAAAUUUAAUUUUAAACACAGCUUACUUAUACAGUAUUAUGGAUUUUAUAAACAAUACAAAAUUUACUUAUUAAACACACUACAGUUGUGAUCGUCAUGACUGUUUAUGUUCUUCAUAAAUUAUCACUAAAAACGAGACGUGUAAAACUGCGCAAAAUUUGGAAAAAUUUUCAGGCUUUCAAAAAAUAAAUUAAAAUGGCUUGGUUUGCGGACUUAGCUGGAAAAGCUGAGACACUUCUUAAUAAUUUAGACGAGCAAACAGGAGCAGCCCUACGCAAUCACAAUGUUGUGAAGGCACGUAAACAAGAAAACUCCGAUUUUAUCUUACAUCCAGACCCUUCCUGGAACCAAAGAAAAAGGCCAAUACCACGAAAUUUAAAGAAAAUUUCACCCGUUCCUGAGCCACGUUCAAAUUACACUCCUGCACGAAAGAUUUCUCCUGUACAGAAUUUGAAUAAAUCUCCUGUAAAAGGCAAUCAAGAGCCAGUAAGAAAUGGAGUUGUAAAAACGAAGAAACCCUUAAAAAAAUCUAACCAGUAUACCUUGGACAACUGUCCUGAUACAUUAGUCUGUGAUACUAAAGGAAGCAAUACUGACCAUUUUGGCUUGAGGCAAAGAAGACAUAGUUUGCCAGUUGACCUAGAAAUAGUAAGUGAUGAAGAAUGGACGUACAGAAUGCAAAAUUUGGAAGUUGAAAAUGUGAUGUUGAAAAAUGAACUCAAUGUGUUGAAUAGAGAAGUCGCAGAUUUGCUUGAGAAACUCCGCAAAACACAGGAUGGUAAUAAAGUAGAGAAAGUAGCUAAUGGUCAUGCAGAAUUCAAUAGUAUACAAACUGAAAUUAAAUUGGCUAAGCAAGAAAAUAAUGAUGUUAGUUCUGAAAAAGAUUCAUUGAGAGCUCAACUGGAACAGAUAAAGCGAAAAGUGGAUGAUUUGGUGAACAUUGAAGUUGUUAAUCAUAAAGAGAGGAUUCGGGUUUUGGAAAAUGAGCUGUGUGCGCAAAAGGAUCAAAAUACUGAAUUAGAAGAUAGGUCUGAAUCAAUUAUCAAAUUUGGUAUAGAAGUAAAAGUUUAUAUUCAGGGGAAAAUGUUUGUUUUCAUUUUAUAAUUCAUAGGCAAGUUCAUGACUGACCUGGUGUUAAGUGGU